Leptopilina boulardi is the source of this 2342-nucleotide messenger RNA. RefSeq names its product ATP synthase subunit beta, mitochondrial (gene ATPsynbeta). Gene Ontology annotation, biological process: proton motive force-driven mitochondrial ATP synthesis; proton transmembrane transport. Gene Ontology annotation, molecular function: ATP binding; proton-transporting ATP synthase activity, rotational mechanism; ATP hydrolysis activity. The record is from RefSeq and is a predicted model, not a curated record. Bases 61 to 1605 code for a protein of 514 amino acids. NCBI's taxonomy places the organism in Eukaryota, Metazoa, Arthropoda, Insecta, Hymenoptera, Figitidae. The transcript is spliced from 6 exons.
UUUCUCAACUGGAGAACGUGGAACAGUUUUCUGCUGCUGCUGCUCUUCACUCGAUCGACCAUGUUGUUGAGUGCCGUGACAAAAGCAGCCGCUGGCGCAUUAAGGGCCGUAAAACCUGCCCUUUUACAAAAUGAAGUCGCCAAAGUAUCAGCAUCAUUAUCCGCUAACAAUCGCAACUAUGCGAAGGCAGCAAAAGGCGGACAGGGUCGCGUUGUCGCCGUAAUUGGUGCCGUCGUCGACGUUCAAUUCGACGAUGAACUUCCUCCAAUUCUUAACGCCCUCGAGGUUCAAAAUCGAACACCGAGAUUAGUUCUCGAAGUCGCUCAGCACUUGGGAGAGAAUACAGUGCGCACCAUUGCCAUGGACGGUACCGAAGGUUUAGUUCGAGGACAAGUUGUCGCCGAUUCUGGAUUUCCAAUUAGAAUUCCAGUUGGUGCCGAAACAUUGGGACGUAUUAUCAACGUAAUUGGUGAACCAAUCGAUGAACGCGGUCCCGUACCAACUGAUAAACUCGCCGCUAUUCACGCCGAUGCACCCGAAUUCGUUGAAAUGUCCGUCGAACAGGAAAUUCUUGUCACGGGAAUUAAGGUCGUCGAUCUUCUUGCUCCCUAUGCAAAGGGAGGAAAAAUUGGAUUAUUCGGUGGUGCCGGUGUCGGUAAAACUGUAUUAAUUAUGGAGUUAAUUAAUAAUGUUGCAAAAGCUCACGGUGGUUAUUCAGUGUUUGCCGGUGUUGGUGAACGUACACGUGAGGGUAACGAUUUAUAUCAGGAAAUGAUUGAGUCAGGUGUUAUUUCACUAAAGGAUAAAACAUCAAAAGUAUCCCUUGUGUAUGGACAAAUGAACGAACCACCUGGUGCACGUGCUCGUGUUGCCUUAACCGGUCUCACUGUUGCCGAAUAUUUCCGCGAUCAGGAAGGACAGGAUGUGUUACUCUUUAUUGACAAUAUUUUCAGAUUCACACAAGCCGGAUCUGAGGUAUCGGCUCUGUUGGGACGUAUUCCAUCGGCCGUAGGUUAUCAGCCAACAUUGGCAACUGACAUGGGUACAAUGCAGGAGAGAAUUACAACAACAACAAAAGGUUCAAUUACAUCGGUACAGGCAAUUUAUGUGCCAGCUGAUGAUUUAACUGAUCCUGCGCCAGCGACAACAUUCGCUCAUUUAGACGCGACAACUGUAUUGUCACGUGCAAUUGCCGAAUUGGGUAUUUAUCCAGCUGUCGAUCCACUUGAUUCGACAUCACGUAUUAUGGAUCCAAAUAUUAUUGGCGGUGAACAUUAUAAUAUUGCGCGUGGUGUACAAAAAAUUUUACAAGAUUAUAAAUCACUACAGGAUAUUAUUGCAAUUCUUGGUAUGGAUGAAUUGUCCGAGGAGGAUAAAUUAACUGUUUCGCGUGCACGUAAAAUCCAAAGGUUCCUUUCUCAGCCAUUCCAGGUCGCUGAGGUCUUUACAGGCCACGCCGGCAAGCUUGUACCACUUCAAGAAACAAUUAAGGGAUUCCAAAAGAUUCUCGGCGGUGAACUCGAUCAUCUUCCUGAAGUCGCUUUCUACAUGGUUGGACCAAUCGAAGAGGUCGUACAAAAAGCAGAAACACUCGCCAAGCAGUAAAAAAUUUUAAAAAUUUAACAUAUUAAAAAAAAAUCGAUCUUGACUUUUAUUUCGUUUUUUUUUAAAAAAAAAAUAAUAAAAAUAGCGUUACAUCAAUUUCUUCAUUAAAAAUCUUCAUUCAAAAAAAAGAAAAAAAAAAAAAAAAAAAAAAAAAGUGAGAAAAGCCAAGAAACCGACAGUGUUUUCUUUUUUUUUUUUUUUUACAAUUCCGACGCAACGAUUAAUUUGCAAUCUGUUUUUUAAUUAAAAAAAAAAAAAAAAAAACAGAUUCCGAUGAAUGAGACAAUCCCUUUGGGGGGGGAUUUUCUUUUUUUCCGAAAAAAAUAAAUCAUUGCGUCGAAAUUUUAGUGAGAGCACCGAGAAAUGAGAAAGAAAGAAAGAGAGAAAGAUUCUCUCGCCAAGAACAAAAUAAAAAAAAAAUAAUAGAGAUGAAAAAUGUUAAAGUUGAUUUCUUUUUGACAAUUUUUUUUUGCGGAGGAUUAUUAUUCGAGACAGAGAGAGAGAGAGAAAAUAAAAAAAGAAAGAAAAGAGAAAAAAAAGAGAAGAAUUGACAGAAGAAAUCAACUUUUUCUGCAAAAAAAAAAUAAUUUGUUUUUUGUCUCUCAAUUAACAGAUUUAAAUAAAAGUUUCUAGCUCAAAAUAUCGCGACUCCAAUGAACGAUGUUAUUAUUGGGCAAAUACUGCGAGGCGAUGUUAUGUAUUAGAUAAAAAAUGUAAUAAAAAAUUUACACAAACAA